CAAAUGUACAAGAAGUGUUGCCUUGCUGGAUAGCUUUGACCUGCAGCCAUUUGCAGCUUAAUCCAUUCCCAAAGGUAAGAUGUCAAGUCCAGUUUCCUUGCCCAUUCCUGGCCGCACCGAUGACAGUUUGGACUCCCACCAACUUCGUGAGCAGGAGAAAAAGGAAACCCGGAAGAAGUUCUUCGACAGGCAUUGUCAAUUGAAAGAGAGAUUGGAUCAAGAGCUUCAAUGCGAAAUGCGGGCCGAAGAAGUAUUAAAAGCUAAGGGGCGACAGGUAGAAGACAGCAUGGAGCAUCCUGCUGACUGGCAACGUGCCCGAGACGAGCAGAUCGAAGCAGCGAAGGAGCGCAAGCGUGCCUACUUGAGGAUGUGGUCAAUCAAGGACUUCAGCUCAUUGAAGGUGUUGGGCAAGGGUUCAUUCGGCGUAGUACAUUUGGUACGACGUCAAGGGACGGAGGAAGUCUAUGCCUUAAAGCAGAUCAGAAAGGAGCACUACCGAAACAAGAAUCGGAUGAAGGCAUACAACGAACGCGAUGCGAUGGCAAAGGGAUUUGGGCUUUGGUUUGUCGACUUGCUUUGCACCUUCCAAGACUCCUCCAACCUGUACUUGGUGAUGGAGUUCAUGCAAGGCGGUGACUUCUUCGCGUACAUGGAGAAGAAGAACAGAUUGUCGCUUGCGGAAACCAGGUUCUACAUGGGAGAGCUUGUCCAAGCCAUUGAUGCCAUCCACCAGUGUGGCUUUAUCCACCGUGACCUAAAGCCAGACAACCUGGUCCUCACAGCGCAAGGGCAUUUGAAGCUUUUGGAUUUUGGGCUUUGCACUCCUGUGGACUUUGAGGAAUAUGUCCAGCAAAUCGAUCAAGACAACAGCUAUCAGGGCUUGCCACCUGCAUUCCAAGAGAAACCAGGUCGGGAUGCUUUGCGGACAGCAUGUGGGACUCCGCAGUACAUGGCGCCAGAAAUGUUUCUCGGGCGAGCCUGCGCUGCAUCAGAUUUGUGGGCAUUAGGGGUGAUCUCGUAUGAGUGCCUCUCGGGCAGCUUGCCAUUCUUCUCGCAAUCCCAAGAUCGGCGCCGUGCAUUUCAGGAGCUGAAGACGCAGAUCAUCAACGGGACCAAUUUGCCACAUCGCCUGACCCGGAUGCAAAAGAAGCAGCGAGAGCUGGGAGCUGAUCCCAAAGAGUGUCUAGCUGCUGCCCAAUUCAUCUCCAAGGUCCUAUGCCCAGUGGAGCGUCGCAUCAGCACCUUCGAAUGUCGUCUGGAGGAGUUUUUUCAGGGGAUCAAUUUCAGCGAGUUGCAGGCCAUGACCCCUCCCUUCCAACCCAGAUGCACAAGCGCAGCCGACGCAUCUCAUUUCGACAACUUCCCACCUCAGCCGCUUCCUGAUGUAGAGGACAUCACAUGCAUGGAUCCCGAACUCGACUGGGCCCUCUACGAGCAAGACGUCGAAGCGGCGCGGGCGCGUCUUCAUGGAAAAGGCUACUGAGAUGUUUUGUCAUGUUUUGUCCAGAGCUCUUUGGAACGAGCAUCACCUUUGGGCACUGAAUUCGAGGUCGAUUCGGUCCAGGUUUGCCACAAAUGUGGCCAAAUUGCAUGUCUUGCAAAUUUUGUUUUUGCAUCCUUGCCGGGUUGCACAUGAAUGCACACUGCUGCGAUGCAUUCCACGGUAAGGCCAUGCCCAGCCCUUUUUGCAAGUAGCCGUCGGGGCUGGCAAGUCAUCUUAUGUUGACUGGGUAUCUGAGGUUUUGAC
Durusdinium trenchii is the source of this 1747-nucleotide messenger RNA. The record is from the annotation of a GenBank genome assembly. Lineage: Eukaryota; Dinophyceae; Suessiales; Symbiodiniaceae.